This is a messenger RNA of Centruroides sculpturatus (bark scorpion), 625 nucleotides long. RefSeq lists its product as uncharacterized. Lineage: Eukaryota; Metazoa; Arthropoda; Arachnida; Scorpiones; Buthidae. Bases 163 to 495 code for a protein of 110 amino acids. The transcript has 2 exons. The record is from RefSeq and is a predicted model, not a curated record.
UCAAUCAGUUCAAGCAGGUUUCAGAGUGAUUACAUUAAGCAGAUUCUACUAUAUAAAAAUUUAUAUAAUUAAAAUUAAUUAAUUUUUAAAGUUCUUAAACAGAAAUUUAUUCAAUUGAAAACUUAUUAUUUGCAGAUUGCUUCACAUCAGUCAAAAUAUGAAAUGAUCAGUAAGGAUGAAACAAACAGAAAUGCUGAUUCAAGUCAUGAAAGAUAUUUAAAAAUAAUAACAAAUCUAGAACAGUCUCUUUUAGAAAAAGAUAAACUUUUAAAAGAAACACAAAAGAAUGAAGAACAGCUUAAAAAAGAAAUUGACAUUUUAAAUAAAUCAAAAAGUUCCAGAUUAAUGUUUGACCCUUCGACAGUUGAUCAGUUAAUCAAUGAAGCCAGCGAAAGCGUUUGGAGACAAGAAGCUGAAUAUCGAGAACAGUUAAGGAAGAGCAUUGCCAAUGAUAUUGACAAAUUAGAAGAAAGACUAAAAAUAUCAUCUCUUUAGUUAUGAGAUAUAUCAUUUGUUAUUUCAUCAAUUUGUAAAUACAUAAUUUUAUUUGUUUAUAUCAUUUUGUCAAUUUUACUUAAAUCUGAGUAAAGAAAUCAUAUUGUGUUAUAUGUUAAAUACAUUUUCA